AUGUUUUCCCAGCAGCACAAAAGCGUUCUUCAUCGCUGCAGAUCUCCAUCUGUCCUGUUUGAAGUCGUUGCCAAGGAACCGGAUCAUCUUUUGCUGUUCUGGGUGGCCGUACGACGUUCUCCAAAGACCAACAAGAACGUUUCGUUUAUGAAGAGCCAGGAAAUGCAACGAGCAAACACUCGGGUCUUUGUAUCUUCCCGUGUCCUGGGUCUUGAGAAACUCUGUCCGGGCCACAGUCUCCAUGACUUCUGCCAAUUUCGUGUGCUCGAUCCAGUACGCCAGAGCGUUCCUGGAGAAUUCUGGAGCCCCGAUCUGGCCCCCACUGUUCUCGUUGAUGAUGUUGAACAACAGGUCCUUGUUGUCGCUAUGAAGAGCAAACGUGACGUCGCGCAUGCUAAUUGA
Molecule: messenger RNA, 402 nt
Organism: Ogataea philodendri
Lineage: Eukaryota; Fungi; Ascomycota; Pichiomycetes; Pichiales; Pichiaceae
Exons: 1
Coding region: 1-402 (133 amino acids)
Source: RefSeq, a predicted model, not a curated record